AUGGGACACGGCGACUGGGCCCCAGGCAGUAUCUGGUUCUAUGCUCCGAAUAAAGGGGCAGCCAUCUUCUACACCAUCGCCUUCGCCUCGACUGGCAUAUGCCAUGCCUAUCAGUCUUAUCACUACAAGUCGUGGAGGCUGACUGGUCUUUUUGCCUUCUGCGGCUUGCUGUACACAGUGGGCUUCAUCUUCCGGUGCCUAGGGGCAUGGGACUAUGACGAUCUCAUCAAGUACAUCGUGAGCAUUUGCCUGACUUUUGCGGCACCGCCCCUCAACGAGCUCGCCAACUUCUACCUCCUCGGCCGCAUCCUGUACUACAUCCCCUACUACUCGCCGAUCCACCCAGGCCGCGUCCUCUCCACAUUCGCCUUCCUCUCCGCGGUGGUCGAGAGCAUCAGCGGCUGGGGCGCUUCAUACAUGGCCAACCAAUCCCUGACCCCCGAGCAGCAGGCCAUCGGGUAUGACUUGCUCCGGGCCGCACUCAUCAUCCAGCUGGGCGUCAUCGCCCUGUUCCUGUCCCUGGCGACAUACUUCUACCAGACCUGCCGCCGCCACGGCAUCCGCAACAACCACAACCUCAACCAGGUGAUGAUCAACCUGUACGCGAGCAACGCGCUCAUCCUGACGCGCUGCAUCUUCCGCACCGUCGAGUUCUUCCAGACCGAGCACAUCGACUGGGAAGCGCUCGCACAGGACCCCACCGCGGUCAGCCCGAUCAUCCGGUACGAGGCCUUCUUCUACAUCUUCGAGGCCUCGCUCAUGUUGUGCAACAUGAUCAUGUUCAACAUCCGCCACCCGAGGCGGUGGUUGCCAAAGUCCACAAAAGUCUACCUCGCCCGCGACGGCGUCACCGAGAUUAUGGGCCCGGGUUACAAACAAGACCGCAACUUUAUCCUCACCAUCAUUGAUCCAUUCGACAUCACCAGCAAAAUCACGGGCAAGGACAAGACCUCGCGCUUCUGGGAGCUCGAUGAGCACGACAGCAACAACAACCAGACGGCCGUCCACUCCGAAAUUCCUCCCAUAGCAACGGGCAGCUCUGGUCAACCAGCCAUGGCGGCCAAGCCAGAGGCCCUCGUCUGA
This is a messenger RNA of Microdochium trichocladiopsis, 1083 nucleotides long. RefSeq lists its product as uncharacterized. Gene Ontology annotation, cellular component: membrane. The transcript is spliced from 4 exons. Bases 1 to 1083 code for a protein of 360 amino acids. NCBI's taxonomy places the organism in Eukaryota, Fungi, Ascomycota, Sordariomycetes, Xylariales, Microdochiaceae. The record is from RefSeq and is a predicted model, not a curated record.